Molecule: messenger RNA, 1353 nt
Organism: Auanema sp. JU1783
Lineage: Eukaryota; Metazoa; Nematoda; Chromadorea; Rhabditida; Rhabditidae
Source: the annotation of a GenBank genome assembly
AUGAGGUUUUUGCUCUAUUUCUUCGCUUGCCUCGCUCUAACAGAGGCCUUCUCACGGAAGAGAUUCCGAUUCAAGCCUCAGGAUGAUAAUGAUGGUGAGACUUACGCAGUUCUUGUUGCUGGUUCAAAUGGAUGGUAUAACUACCGGCAUCAGGCGGAUGUGGCACAUGCUUAUCACACAUUACGCAAACACGGAAUCUCUGAGGAUAAUAUAAUCGUUAUGAUGUACGAUGACAUUGCCAACAACACCCAAAAUCCCUAUCCCGGCAAAAUCUUCAAUGAACCUGAUGGUCCAGAUGUAUACGAGGGAUUGAAAAUUGAUUAUCGUGCUAAAGAUGUAACUGUGAAAAAUUUUAUCAAAGUUUUGAAAGGUGACAAUCAGAUCAGAGGGGGAAAUGGACGUGUACUUGAAACAAACUCUAAUGAUAGAAUUUUCAUUUAUUUCACCGAUCACGGAGCUACGGGUUUGAUAUCAUUCCCUGAUGAAAUAUUAAGUGUCAAGGAAUUGAACUCAGCUCUUCAAUGGCUUCAUUCACACAAGAAGUUCGCCGAACUUGUGUUCUACCUGGAAGCUUGUGAGAGUGGAUCCAUGUUUGAAAAAGUUUUACCUUCUAAUCUCAACAUCUAUGCAAUUACUGCUGCUAAUGGACAUGAAUCAUCAUGGGGAACUUAUUGUGAGAAUGACAUGGGUCUUCCUUGCUUGGGAGACUUAUUCUCUGUCAAUUGGAUGAUCGAUAGCGAUGAUGAGGACUUGAAUGUAGAAACAUUACAACAGCAGUUUGAACUUGUCAAAGCUAAAACGACCAAGUCACAUGUUCUUCAAUUCGGAGAUUUGAGUAUUGCCCGUGAGCCAGUUGGUAAUUUCCAGGGAGAGACAAAGCAGAACUCUGAAAUGGACCAAGAAUUUGAAGACGAUGAUUCAGAAGAUACUGAAGAUGAGGACUUGGGACAUUCCUAUACUAUGUGGCCUUCAAGAGAUGUUCUCGUUAAUUCACUCAUUUGGGAAAGAUCACAAACAAAUGACUACUCAAGAAUCAAUGCUCUGAGCAAGCAGAUUUCUGAAAUCCGUGAGAAACGUCGCCAAGUGAAACGAACUUACCAUAGCAUCGUUCACGGAUUGUUCGAUUCUCAGAGUUUGAUCGAUGAGAUGAUCACCAAGAAGUCUCCAGUGCUCUAUUUGGAUUGUCAUCAUAAAGUUGUUCACAAGUUUAACGAUAUGUGUUUCGACUUCCACGAGGAUGAACAAGCUUUAAAUUAUGUUUAUAUUCUGAAUAAUCUGUGUAAUUACUUCGAGGACGAGUGGCCAAUUCUAGAUCAAAUCACAAGAACUUGCGACGUUUUCAAUUCUUUGUAA